Molecule: messenger RNA, 1008 nt
Organism: Trametes versicolor FP-101664 SS1
Lineage: Eukaryota; Fungi; Basidiomycota; Agaricomycetes; Polyporales; Polyporaceae
Exons: 2
Coding region: 1-1008 (335 amino acids)
Source: RefSeq, a predicted model, not a curated record
AUGCUGGUCAAGGCUUCGUGGCCUGGUCUUCCCUGGUCUUCCGACUCGUUCCCGCCGAGUAAUGAAGGCCGCCGCGCGUCACAUUGGAUCAUGGAUGAAGAGCAUCACGACUGCGACGGGCAUGGCGUGUCCGCCGAGUCGCAGCUUGAUUCACCUCCCCUCCCUGCGGACGCGGCGAUUUCUCCCGAACCUGUGCAGGAAGCCGCUCCAUUGUCAUCCGUCCCGACAUCUUCUUCCGCUUUGCAACACUCGGGUCUUCCCCCAGAAUCGCAUCCCCCUAUACCUGGUCGCAGCUCAUUCUCGCAUGCGGCAGAAUCUACUGCAUGGUUCAACCGUCCUGAAGACGCGCCCUUGCUCCGUUCAUCGCAAGAGACGAUUGGGCCGAUCGAUGCCCUACCCCAGCCCCUACCCCUACCCCAGCCCCUACCCCUACUCCAGCCCCUACCCCUACCCCAGCCCCAGCCCCUAUCCAUACCCAUACCCAUACCCUCCAUUCCCCUCCGCCCGAAUACUCCAAGCUCCACUUUGCUUCCGAGCGGUUCUACCUUGCCCUUUACUCCUACGCAUCCGUCACCCUCUCUCACCCCCUUCACGAAUCGGACCCAUCGGACGCGGACAUCCCCACGGCCCCUCCGCUUCGUCAUCGAGACGGUCCCGCCCUCCGUGGAAGUCUCGAACGUCAGGCGUGAUCACAACCUCGCGUCCACGGACGAGGCGAUGUCAUCAAACGAGACGCAGACAUUGGGUGCCACAUUACCCUUGUCUAUGCACACGGGGACAGUUCCUGCUUCUCCCACCAUCGCUGGUAUAGGACAGGCUAGCACCGGCGCGCAGCUUGAGAGCCACAGUCGCUCCCCACGGCGUCCCCUCAACCUCCCGCAUGCGCCUCCACCCGCACCACGACUGACGAUACCAAUCUUGCGCGCUGCUCGUCAUCCGGCACAUAUUACAGCACUGAGCGAGCUUUUGGGGGUCCAUCCGGCGAGCCCGCUUCGCAGGAUCUUGUAA